AUGGCUAUUGCCAUUAAAGGCGAGCGUAUUAUUGGUCUCACCACGCCCGCUGAUGCUGAACGUUGGGUAGGGCCGGACACCGAGCGCGUCGAGCUUGAGGACCAGGCCAUAUUACCAGGCUUUAUCGACGCCCAUGGCCACGUCUCUUUCUCUGCGCUGGCUACCAAUCUUGCCAACGUGGCUUCACCGCCGGUUGGUCCUGUCACCAAUAUCCAGGAUUUGCAGGAAACACUUAACGCAUUCAUAUCCCGUCAGGGCAUACCCGAGGGUGAAUGGGUUGUGGGAAUGGGUUAUGACGAUUCGUUGAUUGCUGAACAGCGCCACCCGGAUAGAGACGAUCUCGACCAGGUCUCAACUCGCCACCCCAUCCUGCUGAUCCAUGUCUCUGGACACCUUGUUGCCGGUAACAGCCGCGCCCUGGCUCGCGGUGGCAUCAGUGCAGAGACCUCCGAUCCAGCUGGCGGCGUCAUCCGCAGGCGGCCAGACAGUCGUGAACCUGACGGCGUGCUGGAAGAAACCGCAACCUAUGCGCUGCGCAAGUACAUGACCGCACCCAACACUGACCCUAUUGGUAGCCUGACGCGUGCGCUGCAGGAUUACGCCAGUUACGGCAUCACUACGGCUCAGGAUGGCGCUGCGGGACCGGACGUGAUGACGUUGCUGGAACAAGCCAACGCGGCCGACAAGCUGCCGUUGGAUGUGAUUGCUUACCCGGUAGGACAGGCUGACGCGAUCAGCAUGGUUGAUCGUUACAAUUGGGGGGAAUAUGACAAGCGCCUGAAAGUGGCCGGUGUAAAGCUGAUUCUGGAUGGCUCACCCCAGGGCAAAACUGCCUAUCUCAGCAAGCCGUACCAUGUAACCCCACCCGGCACAGCAGAAGAUUAUGCAGGCUACCCAACCAUCACGCCUGCUCGCACAACCGAACUGGUCGGAACUUACCUGCAGAAUGAAAUCCCGAUUAUUGCCCACGCGAACGGCGACGCGGCCGCACAGAUGUUGAUUGAAGCCGUCGCCCAGGCAAGACCUGUGCAUGAUCACCGCACCGUCAUGAUUCAUGCCCAGACCGUGCGUGAGGACCAGAUUACACAGAUGAAGAUGCUCGACAUGAUCCCUUCCUAUUUCAGUGCACACACCUUCUUCUGGGGAGACUGGCACCGUGAUUCAGUUUUGGGGGAAACACGCGGCGCCAAUAUCAGCCCUACGGCCUCUACCGUGCAACGUGGCAUGGUCUUUACCGUGCAUAACGAUGCACCCAUAGUGCCGCCGGACAUGCUGCGUCUUUUAUGGGCGACAACAAACCGGGUCACACGGUCCGGGGCGGUCCUGGGACCGGAUCAAAGGGUUUCCAUAUACGAUGGGCUGCGUGCGAUGACUAUAUUUGCCGCGUACCAGCAAUUUGAAGAACAAGACAAAGGCAGCAUUGAAGUGGGUAAACUGGCAGACCUGGUUGUGUUAUCUGCUGAUCCCUUAAAAACUGAGGCUGCUGACCUGAUGUCACUUGAGGUCAAAGCAACUUACGCCAGAGGACCAACAUCACACAGCUACUUUUCUCAGCGUUUGCGCCUGCACUACGUCGAUUGGGGUAAUCCAGAUGCGCCUCCGAUGAUUCUGAUCCACGGCGGUCGUGACCACUGCCGUAACUGGGACUGGGUCGCUGAGCAGUUUCGCAACGACUAUCACAUCAUUGCGCCCGACCUGCGUGGCCACGGCGAUAGCGAGUGGAUGCGUGGCGGCUCUUACAACCAGGUGGACUACGUCUACGACAUUGCGCAGUUGCUGGACCAGAAAGGCAUGGCCCCGGUGACCGUCAUUGGACACUCCCUGGGUGGCUCAAUUUCACUUUUGUAUACCGCUCUGUUUCCACAGAAUGUCAAAAAGCUGGUGUCCAUCGAAGGUAUGGGGCCGCCGCCGGCUAUGGUGGAAGAGCGUAUCAAUCAACCGAUGGACAAACGUCUGCACGAUUGGAUGGGCGAUCUGCGCAAACUUUCCGGACGACUGGUACGUCGCUACGACACGCUGGAAGAGGCGUUUCAACGCAUGCAGGCGGAAAACCCACAUUUAUCUGAAGCCCAGGCCAGACAUCUGACCAUUCACGGCAGCAAUCAGAACGAAGACGGCACCUUCUCGUGGAAGUUUGACAACUACGUACGCACAUUUUCCCCGAUCGGUGUGCCCAUCGAAGAAACCUGGCGCAUGUACGGCAACAUUACCUGCCCAACGCUUUUGGUACGCGGCCUGGAAUCCUGGGCCAGCGAUCCAAUCGCUGACGGGCGCGCCAAGCACUUCACGUGUCCCUUAGAAGUUGAAGCGUUUGGUAAAGCCGGGCAUUGGACUGACAUGAGCGAGCGCGCCACCGCCUUACAUAACAGCCCCUGGCUCGGCACCUUUUAUGUUACCGGUGGCGGUGCCAGCUUUCUUGCGGAAACUUUAAAUACCGCCGGCGCUUCAGCCACAGUGCUAGAAGUGGUUGUACCCUACGCGAGUCAAGCAAUGACCGAGUUGCUGGGACGCGCACCGGAACAGGCGGUUUCCGCCACCACCGCAAGACAGCUGGCGAUCACUGCUUUUGAGCGAAGCGAAUCCCUCACCAGGCUGGACGCACCAGCGGCAGGAAAAAAAAAGCUGUUCGGCUUCGGCUGCACCGCAUCGCUGGCAACCAAUCGAGUUAAGCGGGGUGCACAUCGAGCGCAUUGGGCCAUUCAAACCGCGGUAGACACCUAUACCUUCAGCGCGGACUACAAUGGAGAUCGCGACAGCGAAGAAGCGCUGCUGCGCGAGCAGAUCUGGCAGACCAUUGCGCACUGCCUGCUUGAUCACAAUAUUGAAUUUGACGACAACCUGGUUGAACUGCACGCACGUGCGAACCCGCCGUUGCGGCCUUUGUUAGACGAAUCGCCCUACAAACAUGCCGUGGGUGAUUCAGACGGCAGCUUACUGCUCCCCGGAUCGUUCAACCCGGUACACGACGGUCAUAAACAGAUGUUGUCUAUUGCCGAGGGUCUGACCGGAUUGCAGGGUGCGUUUGAACUGGCGGUGAAAAACGCCGACAAACCCAGCCUUGAUUACCUGACCAUGGAGGAGCGCAUCGAAGGCAUUGGUGAUACCCCUCUGUGGUUAACCAACACACCCAACUUCGAAGGCAAAGCCAACCUGUUCAAAGGCACAACUUUUGUGGUCGGGGUAGAUACGCUGGCGCGGAUCGGACACUCACUUUGUGGUGUUCGGCCGCCUGAUUGGUGA
This is a messenger RNA of Symbiodinium pilosum, 3240 nucleotides long. The record is from the annotation of a GenBank genome assembly. NCBI's taxonomy places the organism in Eukaryota, Dinophyceae, Suessiales, Symbiodiniaceae.